Liolophura sinensis is the source of this 1325-nucleotide messenger RNA. Its product is annotated as GMP reductase 2-like. Gene Ontology annotation, biological process: nucleotide metabolic process. Lineage: Eukaryota; Metazoa; Mollusca; Polyplacophora; Chitonida; Chitonidae. Gene Ontology annotation, cellular component: GMP reductase complex. Gene Ontology annotation, molecular function: GMP reductase activity. The transcript has 8 exons. The record is from RefSeq and is a predicted model, not a curated record. The coding region runs from base 59 to 1168 and encodes 369 amino acids.
GUUUGGCGCGAAGCCGAAAGCAGUAGCAUUCGUUGUGAAAUUUAACAGAGAUAUCAAAAUGCCGCGAGUAGACAACGACAUAAAACUGGACUUCAAGGAUGUUUUGAUUCGUCCGAAGCGAAGUACCUUAAAGACAAGGGCGGAUGCUUCUAGGUUUCGGUUGUCACAUGGAAGACAGCAUGAUGGGACAAAUCAUAAUGUGAACCUCCAGCGGUCAUUCCUGUUCCGUAAUUCGGGCCAGGAGUACACAGGAAUCCCCGUUAUGGCAGCUAAUAUGGAUACUGUCGGAACAUUUGACAUGGCCAAGGCUUUAGGAAAACACAGCAUGUUCACCUGUAUCCACAAACACUACCCCGUGGAGGAGUGGAGGGAGUUUGCUGGUCAGAACAAGGAUAUACUACAGUACAUAGCAGCUAGCUCAGGUACUGGCCAGGGAGACUUGAGUAAGCUGUGUGCCAUUCUGGAGGCUGUACCGGACAUCCGCUACAUUUGUGUGGAUGUGGCCAACGGCUACUCCGAGCACUUUGUGGAGUUUGUGCGAGAAGUCCGUAAAAAGUUUCCACAACAUACUAUCAUGGCAGGUAAUGUGGUGACAGGAGAGAUGGUUGAGGAGCUAGUGUUAUCUGGGGCAGAUAUCAUCAAGGUGGGAAUAGGCCCUGGCUCUGUGUGUACCACCAGAAAGAAGACAGGUGUGGGUUACCCUCAGCUCAGUGCUGUCAUUGAAUGUGCAGAUGCUGCCCAUGGGCUUGGAGGUCACAUUAUAUCAGAUGGAGGGUGCACUUGCCCUGGGGAUGUGGCAAAGGCGUUUGGGGCUGGUGCAGACUUUGUUAUGUGUGGUGGGAUGUUGGCAGGGCACACAGAGUCUGGGGGAGAGAUUGUGGAGAAAAACGGGAGGAAAAUGAAGCUAUUUUAUGGUAUGAGUUCAGCUACAGCCAUGAAGAAACAUGCUGGAGGUGUGGCAGAAUACAGAGCCUCAGAAGGGAAGACUGUAGAGAUUGAGUACCGCGGUGACGUGGAAGUGACGAUACAGGACAUUCUGGGGGGCCUCCGCUCCACCUGUACCUACGUAGGAGCUGGCAAACUUAAAGAACUCAGCCGGAGAACCACCUUCAUCAGAGUUACUCAACAGCUGAAUGAAAUCUUUACCCCAUUCACAAAGGAGCACUGAUUGUGGGACAUAUCCCAGGGUAAUAAGUGAUGAGGAAGAUUAUUAUUUUAUUGAAGAUACCCAGUCAAAAACCCGGAAUAGUGAAUAUAGCUGUAUAUUUUACAUUGAUUGUGUCGUAUGUUCAUUAUAAUGUGCUUAGCAUAGAAAUAGAUUUCGC